AUGAACAUUGAAAGUGCUGCAGUGAAUAUUCUCAAGCGUGGAGUUGAAUUAGAUACUAAGAAACGAUACACAGAAGCCUUAGUAUGUUACCAAGAGGGCUUACAAAUUUUAGUUGACAAAAUAAAAGGCGAACAUGAUGAUUCUAAUAAAACUUAUCUACGAAAAAAAAUAGAGGAAUAUAUGAACAGAGCAGAAGUUAUUAAGAAAAUGGUAUUGCAACAGAAAGAUGCUGGCCAAUUUCACGAACAGGUUCACAUUGAGAAUAACUCUACAGGUCAUAGUUAUAAGGCAUUAUUUGGAAGAUUCCUAGAUGACGAUGUUGAAUUUGUUGUAGUUGAAGAUCCUUAUAUUCGAAGUUUUCACCAGUGUCAAAACUUCCUUAGACUAUGUGAGCUCUUAGUCCGUUCUUGUACAAAUUUAAGACAUAUAGAACUAGUUACAUCUAAAGAUAGUAAAACUGAAGAUGAGCAGAGAAAGUGUUUCACAAAUUUAGCCAAUGACUUGUUAAAGUACAGGGUUCAGCUUAUUGUCAGGUUCUCAGAAACAUUACAUGAUCGACAGAUUACGUUAGGUUCCGGAUGGAUUAUAAAAAUAGGAAGAGGCCUGGAUUUCUUCAAAGCACCGGAGAACAAGUUUUGUCUGGGUGUUUAUGAUUUAGAUCUACGCCCAUGUCACGAGACGACAGUGGACAUUGUGCACUCGAAGAAUGUGAAACAAUCUUACGGAUGA
Messenger RNA from Arctia plantaginis, 729 nucleotides. The record is from the annotation of a GenBank genome assembly. Lineage: Eukaryota; Metazoa; Arthropoda; Insecta; Lepidoptera; Erebidae.